Pleurotus ostreatus (oyster mushroom) is the source of this 1098-nucleotide messenger RNA. RefSeq lists its product as uncharacterized. The record is from RefSeq and is a predicted model, not a curated record. NCBI's taxonomy places the organism in Eukaryota, Fungi, Basidiomycota, Agaricomycetes, Agaricales, Pleurotaceae. The transcript has 5 exons. The coding region runs from base 1 to 1098 and encodes 365 amino acids. Gene Ontology annotation, molecular function: GTP binding.
AUGCAGAACAACCGAAGAGCGGGGUCUGGCGAGCAGCCAGACGUCCUAAUUGCUAUUAUGGGCGCGACGGGUAGUGGCAAAACGACCUUCGCCAAUAUGGCCAGUGGCGACGACUUGCUUGUAGGAGCGGGCCUCCGAUCGUGCACCAACGACGUGCAAAUAUGCAGACCAUUCGAACUCGACGGACGAAGGGUGACUCUGGUGGACACACCAGGAUUCGACGACACGACCAAAAGCGACACGGACGUCCUCGCUAUGAUAGCUGCAUUUCUCACUGCAUCGUACGAACAGGGAAAGACACUCUCCGGGAUCAUAUACUUGCACCGGAUCUCGGACUUCCGGAUGAGUGGACUCUCGACGCGAAACUUCAGAAUGCUCCGGCAUCUAUGCGGAGAGAAGACGCUGAAGAAUUUGGCCAUCGUCACCAAUAUGUGGGGAGAAGUGCCGGCAGCCGUUGGCGAAGCACGCGAGGCGGAGCUUGCGUCCCAGGACUUGUUCUUCAAGCCCGCUUUGGACAAAGGCGCGACGCUCCUGCGACACAUCAACACCCUCGACAGUGCAAUGAAUGUCCUCCGUUACAUCAUCGGCAACACGCCUCUUCCACUACAAAUACAGAGUGAAAUGGUCGACAGCGGCAUGGCUCUUUCUGAGACUGCCGCUGGGGGCGAACUGCGCGCUGAGCUAGCGGCCUUGAUAAAUAAGCAUGAACAAGAAAUUCGCACAUUGAAGAGCGAGAUGGAUCAAGCUUUGCGCCUUAAAGAUCAAGAGCUACGAGACGAGCUUGGUGUUGAAAUCAGUAAACUGCAGAGCGAAGCCAAUCGCAUUCAGCGUGACGCGCAAGACAUGGCCUCCCGAUACGAAUCAGAAAAGAACAGGCUCGAGUCUCAGAUACGAGCGGCCGCAGAGGCUGCCAGGGUGGAACAGGCGAGGCUGACCAGAGAGUAUGAAGGGAAACUCGGGGAACUUGAGCGGAAGAUUCGAGAAGGUGCGAACAACCAGGAGGUCUUGGAGCUGCGCAAGAAGAUCCUACAGCUUGAGACGCAGAUAGCCAACCCACCUUCGAGGGGAGGCAGUCGAGGCGGUUGUGUGAUCUUGUAG